AUGUUGAAGACUUUGACCUUUGUGCAAAACGUGUCGUCCAUUCGACACAACUAUACGUCGACCAGAAAUGCGCUGAAGAUUGGGAGUGAGACGAAAGUGAUAUGUCAGGGCAUCACUGGUAAGCAGGGCACUUUCCACUCGAAACAGGCCAUCGAGUACGGCACCAGAAUGGUCGCAGGGGUGUCACCCGGCAAAGGGGGUCAGACACACCUCAACCUUCCCGUCUUCAACACUGUCCGAGAGGCGGUGGACAAGACGGGCGCGAACGCGACCAUAAUCUAUGUGCCGCCACCGGCAGCCGCUAAGUCCAUACACGAAGCAUUGGAUGCGGAAAUACCUCUGAUUGUGUGCAUUACGGAAGGCAUCCCACAGUUAGAUAUGGUUAAAGUGAAGAACAGACUCAUCAACCAAAGCAAGAGCCGACUCAUUGGUCCCAACUGUCCGGGUAUUAUCAAACCGGGCGAGUGUAAGAUCGGUAUAAUGCCCGGACACAUACACUCCAAGGGCAAGAUCGGGAUCGUCUCCCGUUCGGGAACUCUCACCUACGAGGCGGUACACCAAACAACUCAAGUGGGUUUGGGUCAGUCCUUAUGUAUCGGCAUCGGAGGCGACCCUUUCAAUGGAACCAAUUUUAUUGAUUGUCUCGAAAUCUUUUUGAAAGACAACGAAACCAAAGGAAUCAUUUUAAUCGGAGAAAUCGGUGGAAAUGCUGAGGAAUUGGCGGCCGAAUACUUGACACAAAACAAUUCGGGUCCCAAUUCCAAGCCUGUCGUCUCGUUUAUUGCUGGUCUCACUGCACCGCCCGGUCGUCGUAUGGGUCACGCGGGAGCCAUCAUUGCUGGCGGGAAGGGCGGCGCUCAGGCCAAGAUCGACGCCUUAGAGAGUGCCGGCGUUACAGUCUCGCGAUCGCCGGCACAGAUGGGGUCAGCCCUUCUCCAGGAGAUGAAGAACAGAGGACUCGCAUAAUGUCUUGCAAUCGAUUAGAUUUUCUAUAAUUAAUAUUGAAUUUUGCGAAUAAAACAAUAUUUAUGUUAAUUAUAAUAUAAGACUCGAUUUUAACAGAAUUUCGUUAUAACUAUUGAUAUAAAAGUUGUUGAAUAGGAAAG
Oppiella nova is the source of this 1106-nucleotide messenger RNA. Lineage: Eukaryota; Metazoa; Arthropoda; Arachnida; Sarcoptiformes; Oppiidae. The record is from the annotation of a GenBank genome assembly.